AUGUCCAGAAUGUCUCUGGCUUUAUGUAUCACGCUCGUCCUCCAGUUCUGGAUCGCCUUGGCCUCUAGAACCGACCUGAGUGCUCGCUCAAACACAGGUUUCGUUACUGUAUCUGGUGGGCGGUUCCAACUGAACGGAAGUCUUUGGCGCUUCUACGGCACGAAUGCAUACUGGCUGCAAAUGUCUACGAACGACGACAUCGACCUUACCUUCCACACUAUAGCGACCGCUGGCUUUAGAGUCGUUCGCGCUUGGGCUUUCAAUGAUGUGUCCAGCAAGCCAUCCUCCGGCACCUACUUCCAGAUUCUACAGAACGGCAAGGCAACUAUUAACACAGGUGCAGAUGGUCUCCAGCGACUCGACCAAGUCGUUGCUGCCGCUCAGAAGUACGGGGUGAAGCUCCUGCUCACGCUUACGAAUAACUGGAACCCUGAGAGACCAACGCCCUCUACCUCUUGGGACCGUCGGCAAGUCACUGAUAAUGGCAAGUUCUCUGAAAGAGGAUUUCUCUCUAAUGACUACGGCGGAAUCGAUGCAUACGUCCGAAACUUCCAUCCUGGUGGCACGCACGAUUUGUUCUACACCGACAGCACUAUCAUCAGCGCUUUCAAGAACUACGUUGCUCAAGUGGUUAAGCGGUAUGCCAACAACCCAACAGUCCUUGGAUGGGAAUUAGGGAACGACUUACGCUGCUCUUCCACUGUCUCUGCGUCUUCGAGCUGCAAUCCGCAAACUAUCACCAAAUGGGUUUUCGAAAUAUCAAACUACAUCAAGACACUUGAUUCGAACCAUCUUGUCACAGCUGGUGAUGGCGGUUUUUACUGUCUAGGUUGCAAAAAAUUGUACGCCAAGCAGUCCGCACAGCCAAACGCGGUGAUUUUCCCUGGACCAUCGUUCGACGGCUCGUAUGGAGUGGACACAGAAGACAUUCUCGCCAGCCCUUGUAUCGACUUUGGUUCUUUCCAACUCUUCCCAGAUCAAGUUACCUACUUCCCUGAUUCGGUGAAGUCUUUUGCUACCAAGGCUAUCGGCGAUGGCGGCAAAUGGGUCGGGGCGCACUCGGCCACCGCCAAGCAGCAAGGCAAGCCGGAAGUGCUGACAGCCAUGGAACUUGUCACGAAGGACUUCUGGCAAUUCUUCGUUCCUUUCAAUGCGACUGCUCCCUUCCCCGACACCAUACCUUGCCGCGGUGUGGAGGAGUUCCAGAUGACAUACGCAUUUACGUCUUGGUCAGGAACCUCCCUCAACGGCGACGUUGACGGCGUAUUGGAAUACCCUUGGGUCCAACAUGGCCUUACCAGUCACGGAACGACCUUUCCCAAUGCCAAGAGAGACUUGACAGAUUCCCCUCCUGGCGGAGGAAAGUAA
Messenger RNA from Laccaria bicolor S238N-H82, 1368 nucleotides. Its product is annotated as glycoside hydrolase family 5 protein. Gene Ontology annotation, molecular function: hydrolase activity, hydrolyzing O-glycosyl compounds. Bases 1 to 1368 code for a protein of 455 amino acids. NCBI's taxonomy places the organism in Eukaryota, Fungi, Basidiomycota, Agaricomycetes, Agaricales, Hydnangiaceae. The record is from RefSeq and is a predicted model, not a curated record. The transcript is spliced from 11 exons.